This is a messenger RNA of Lates calcarifer (barramundi perch), 2493 nucleotides long. It is a transcript of the gene adra2c, whose product is annotated as adrenoceptor alpha 2C. Gene Ontology annotation, molecular function: alpha2-adrenergic receptor activity. The record is from RefSeq and is a predicted model, not a curated record. The transcript has a single exon. Gene Ontology annotation, cellular component: membrane. Bases 629 to 1975 code for a protein of 448 amino acids. Gene Ontology annotation, biological process: platelet activation; regulation of vasoconstriction; adenylate cyclase-activating adrenergic receptor signaling pathway. NCBI's taxonomy places the organism in Eukaryota, Metazoa, Chordata, Actinopteri, Centropomidae.
UCUCAGCCAAUUUGCCCUGACAAUGCAGACAAACCAUUAAACAAGCGCUCCUCCAGCAGCACCUUACACCGAUCUGAUUAACUAUUCUCACAUAAAGUUCUACCAUUAAAAUGCUUGCUCAUUUCACCGACUCCAUCCCACCUUCUCGACUAAUCGCCUCCAUCUCUUCUCCAGGGCGGAGCGGAUCCUUGCUAGUUUUUUCUGAUGUUAAAAAAAGACACGUGGCCGUUACAAACCUCUCUCAGGAUACAACGGAGAGGCGGAGGUGGAGAGAUGCGGGCACAGUCGGGAUGGGAGAGGACGCGAUGAAGAGGGAGCCCGUUCUCUAACCAUGGAAAUUCUGCUGCUGAACAGCCUGUAUGUUUCUGGAAUGGACUUUAAAGACUUUGCAUAUUGCGACCUCUUUCUCUCUCUCUCUUUUUCUCUUUCGGUGUCUCUUUUGUUUUUCCUAAGGAGAGACUUACAUGCAGGAUGUGGAAGAUCACAGGUGAGGAAAGAAAAAUGCCGUUUGAUGUAGAUUUCUUAAGUGAAAUACGCGCUGAAGUCUUGAUGGGAUAUUUCUAUAUAUUAUUUCCUCGCAUUUAAUUUUUUCUAAAAAUCAUACCUAGACGAAACAAAAAAAUUCAAAAUGGAUUUCUUAAAUAGCUCCAUCCUGGAGGACGGGAUACAGGCAGAAAAUAUUUCCUCUAAUUCCACUUCUCAGAGCCAGUACACCCAGCUCGCAAUCUGGGGUUUGGCUGGACUUGUCAGCUUUCUCAUUUUGUUUACAAUAGUCGGAAACGUUUUGGUUGUCAUCGCCGUUUUAACGAGCAGAGCCCUGAAACCACCACAGAACCUUUUUCUCGUCUCCCUGGCCAGUGCGGACAUACUAGUGGCCACCUUAGUCAUGCCAUUUUCUCUGGCCAAUGAACUCAUGGGCUACUGGUUUUUUGGCAAAAUUUGGUGUGACAUUUAUCUGGCUCUGGAUGUUUUAUUCUGCACCUCCUCUAUUGUUCACCUGUGCGCUAUUAGUUUGGACAGGUACUGGUCAGUGACACAGGCUGUAGAGUAUAACUUAAAGAGAACACCUAAAAGAGUUAAAGGGAUGAUUGUGGUGGUGUGGUUGAUCUCAGCCAUCAUCUCCUUCCCACCACUCAUAUCAAUGGACAGGAGCAGCAAUGAGGCCAGUCCCCAGUGUAUCCUGAAUGACGAGACCUGGUACAUCCUCUACUCCAGCAUUGGAUCCUUCUUUGCCCCUUGUGUUAUCAUGAUUCUGGUCUAUAUUCGGAUCUACCAGGUGGCAAAGACCAGGACCAGAACAAUGUCUGAGAAGAAGAGGGACUCGCCACUGGAGAAUGGGAUGGAUCAAGCUGAACCAGGCAGAGGCGAGUCAUUAAAGUCCAACAGGGGCGGGAGCAUGAAAGACCAGGACCGUGAAAAUGGGCACUGCCAGGAGCAGGCAGUUCAAUCCCCUCUUCCAAAUGAGCCAAAACAUGCACUGACGGACCAUGAUGAUGACUUUGAUGAUAGCAGCUCAUCGGACGAAAAACCUAAGAAAAGUUCCAGUUCCUCCAAACAUCACCACGACGACAGGAGAGACAGGAAGUCCAGCCGGAAGAGUAGCUCUGCUUCUAAAUAUUCCAGCAGGAAGUCGCGUGCCAGUUCCAAGUCCAUGGAGCUGUUCUCGUCUCGCCGCAAACGUCGGAGCACCGUCAAUCGGAAGAAAGUCUCUGCUGCUCGGGAGAAACGCUUCACCUUUGUCCUCGCCGUUGUCAUGGGUGUAUUCGUUGUGUGCUGGUUCCCCUUCUUCUUCUCCUACAGCCUGUAUGGAAUCUGCCGGGAGCCAUGCCAGAUCCCAGAGACGCUGUUCAAGUUCUUUUUCUGGAUAGGCUACUGCAACAGCUCCUUAAACCCAGUUAUCUACACCAUCUUCAACCAGGACUUCCGUAGAGCCUUCCAGAAGAUCCUCUGUAAGUCAUGGAAACGCUCUUUCUGAGGGGAGUCCUGCAUGGCUGGGUUUCUAAUAGACAUUUUACCCUGCAGACAUAAAUUUGUGUGUGUUCUGAGCUGUAGGGUGAAGUGCUGACUGGGAGUGUGUUCACACCUUUACUUUUAGGGAUUGCACUUGAAAUGAGGGGAUGCUUAAUGGAUCAAAGGAUUGAACUAAGGUACAGAAGCAGGGUUUAAAGUACAAGAGUAAGCAUUCUGAUAAUAUUCACACAGGAGGCUUUCAUCAAACACCAUUCAGUCUGCUUUUUGGACUCUGGUGUGGGCUUCGGCUCAUUCCCUCACCUCACUGACUUCUUCUCCCUUCAUUUAAAUACUAUGAACUGACUCAUAACAGUUACUGUGAUGCAUGCACACCACAGUGGCUGCACUUGGAUGAACUGCACAGGAGGCGAAAGGUUUACAGAGACACUUGAUUUAUAAAAUGACCUCAUUCACUAAACAUAAUGCGAAGGCCUUGACAAUCUCACACAACCGUUUUUUUGUGACGAUAGAUAGGAAUCUAUC